Molecule: messenger RNA, 1620 nt
Organism: Lotus japonicus
Lineage: Eukaryota; Viridiplantae; Streptophyta; Magnoliopsida; Fabales; Fabaceae
Product: zinc finger BED domain-containing protein RICESLEEPER 2-like
Exons: 1
Coding region: 1-1620 (539 amino acids)
Molecular function (GO): DNA binding
Source: RefSeq, a predicted model, not a curated record
AUGGACCCCCCACCACCUGAAACACCUAUUGAAGCUGCUAGUGAAAGGGUUGCUGCACCUCCAGUCAAUACUACUGCAUUAGAAGGAGGUGGUAAUGGAGGAAGUCUGCCUGCUAAUCAAAACCAGCCACCAGAUGCUACUGAAGCAGCUACUGAAGUUCCUGCUGAUGCUGCAGUGAUUUACCUUCUACCUAAAAAGCGGAAGCCAAAUGCAAGUGGACCUCGAAGAACAUCAUCUAUUUGGGAACACUUCACUGAAUUAUCUAAAGAUGAGGUCAGUGACCCUACUGCAUCUUGCAACUACUGUGGUAAGAGGUACUUAUGUGAUAGCAAAACUCAUGGCACCACAAAUUUGUGGACACACUUGAAAACUUGUCCGAAAUAUCCAUAUGCAAUCACUGCUGACUCUUCCCAAACUGUCCUAACAUUUCCUCCUGGUAAAAGCGGAGACCUAACUGCAGCAAGCCUUAGAUUUAAUGCGGAAGCAUGUAGGAGGGCUCUUGCUAUGUUUGUUAUUCUAGAUGAACACCCUUUUAGGAUAGUUGAGGGAGCUGGUUUUAAACAUCUCAUGAAUUUACUGUCCCCUCUAGAUUUACAAUUUACUGUCCCCUCUAGAUUUACUGUCACUAGGGAUUGUUUCCAGCUGUACCUAGAUGAAAAGGUGAGGUUGAGAGCCUUUUUUAGAUCCAACUGCAAUAGGGUCUCACUCACUACAGAUUGUUGGACCUCUAUUCAAAACCUCAGUUAUCUAACUAUCACUGCUCACUUUAUAGAUAAUGAGUGGAAGUACCAAAAAAGAAUUAUUAGUUUUUCUGUAGUUCCAAACCAUAAAGGUGAAACCAUUGGUAGACAUGUAGAGGAGGUAUUGAGGGAAUGGGGACUAAGGAAGGUGUCUACAAUAACUGUUGAUAACGCAUCAUCCAAUGAUGUGGCCCUAACUUAUCUGAAAAAGAGAGUGAAGAAUAUGAAUGGGUUGGUGUUAGAUGGGGAGUACUUUCACAUGAGAUGUUCUGCCCACAUCUUGAAUCUGGUUGUUAAUGAUGGCUUGAAAGACCUAAACAGUUCUAUUUCUGGAAUUAGAGAUGCUAUUAGGUUUAUGAGGUCUUCCUCUCAAAGACAUGCUAAGUUCAAAGAGUGUAUUGAAUUUUCAAAUAUUUCUUCAAAAAAAUUAGUAUGUCUUGAUGUUCCUACUCGAUGGAACUCCACUUUCAUGAUGUUAGAAGCAGCUGAGAAAUUUCAAGUAGCUUUUGAGAAACUUGAAUAUGAAGAUGCAAAAUAUGUUGAAUAUUUUGGUGCUGAUGGCCCUCCUACUGCUGUGGAUUGGAAGUGUUCAAGGGUGUUUGUUAAAUUUCUUAGAAUUUUCUAUGAGGCAACAAAAAUAUUUUCUGCAUCAUUGCAUGUGACUAUACAUUCUCCUUUUCAUCAACUGGCUUUAAUUCACUGUGAGCUUAAAGAGUCUUGUCUGAGCUCUAACUCUCUUUUGAGAAAGAUGGGUAUGGAGAUGAAGCUAAAAUAUGACAAGUAUUGGGGAAAAGUUGCUGGCAUGAAUAAACUGUUGUACUUUGGGGUUAUCUUUGACCCUCGUUACAAGUUCAGCUAUGUAGAAUGGUCUUUUCAAUAA